ACGAGCGAAGACAAAGAAGAAAGUUUCACGUUCUAGCGCGAGUCCUUCCAUUGCUCACUCGAAGCACAAGCUGCGAUUGUUCGCAAACCACCAAGUUAACGGAACUUCAAAAAUCUGUGUUCCAUGAUGGUGGCAAGUAUGGACAUGAUGCUCGUACUGGCUUUCCUACUGUGCGUUACAGGAGGUGAUGCAAAUUUCUGGGAUUCUGCGAAGUCACUCAUUCCCUGUCCGUUGUCGUCCCUGGGAUGCAAGAAGUUCUGCCAAAGACACGGUGGCUGCCUGAGCGGAAGGUGUUACUGUGGAACCUGGUAUCUGUGUCACUGCACGGGCUGUUGUCGGGAUGUUUCACAUGUGGGCUGUGCCGACAUCGACUGCUUAGACGUUGACCACCAGAAUUCCUGCAUCGACGGAGCCUGCUUUGCCAAGCACCCAGAUCCAGACUGCGAGCGCCCGUAGUGCUCGCAAGAGACUUAUCCAUCCAUGCCUCCACCUUGUUACGUUGUUGUCGAUCGGACGACGGCCGUGGUAAUUUCACGCGGGCAGUAUCAUUCAUUACUGAGUACUCAAAUAUGUAAUCGAUAAAAUAAAGUAACGGAAAGUCCA
Ornithodoros turicata is the source of this 603-nucleotide messenger RNA. RefSeq names its product tenascin-like. The transcript is spliced from 4 exons. The coding region runs from base 124 to 456 and encodes 110 amino acids. The record is from RefSeq and is a predicted model, not a curated record. Lineage: Eukaryota; Metazoa; Arthropoda; Arachnida; Ixodida; Argasidae.